GCUGCUUCUUCUCCCCGGCCUCUCUCUCUCUCUCUCUCUCUCUCUCUCUCUCCUAGCCGGAUUCGAGUUCAACUUCCAGCCCUUUAACUCGUCUCUGAUCGAAAAUGCUAGGUCGUCUGGCUGCCAAUCGUCUAGCUGGAAUCCGUCAAAGUUUCCGUCAGACUUCGCGAUGCUUCUCCACUGCCCUUAACUAUCAUAUUGAUACCCCGGAUAACAAUCCUGAUCUGCCAUGGGAAUUCUCCGAGCCCAACAAAAAAAAGGCUGCAGAGAUAAUGUCCCACUAUCCCUCCAACUAUAAGCAAUCUGCAGUCAUUCCUUUGUUAGAUCUUGCACAACAGCAGCAUGGAGGAUGGCUUCCUGUUUCUGCAAUGAAUGCAGUUGCUAAGGUUAUUGAGGUUGCUCCUGUCCGUGUAUAUGAGGUUGCAACAUUUUAUUCAAUGUUCAAUCGAGCCAAGGUGGGCAAGUAUCACUUAUUAGUUUGUGGCACUACUCCAUGUAUGAUUCGUGGCUCUCGAGAAAUUGAAGAUGCUUUAUUGAAACACUUGGGAGUGAAACGCAACGAAGUAACAAAGGAUGGUCUGUUCUCUGUUGGAGAAAUGGAAUGCAUGGGAUGUUGUGUUAACGCCCCAAUGAUUACAGUCGCCGAUUACUCUAAUGGAUCUGAAGGAUACUCAUACAAUUACUAUGAAGAUGUCACUCCCAAACGGGUCGUUGAGAUAGUAGAGAUGUUGAGAAGAGGGGAGAAACCACCGCACGGAACACAAAACCCAGGUCGCAUAAGGUGCGGACCAGAAGGAGGAAACACAACCCUGCUAGGCGACCCAAAACCGCCUCCAUGCCGAGACCUCGACGCUUGCUAAAAACGCCUCCAUGUACUUUCUCCAAUAAUUCAAAUCUGGGAUGUAGUCAAUCAUCAAGCUUUGGUAGAUUGUUGGUUAUAAUUAUUUCUUCAAAUUCUGAACUGCCCACCCCCAUCAGAAAAAAUAAUGAUUCUACUUUACUCCCGGAAUGGAUUCCGAUGGAUUUUUUCAAUAACACAAUGCCUUCUUGUUCUGUUGUCUAAGCUUUUUGAACUUAUGUACAAGCUACAGACGACUUGAGCAAUGACCUCAUUAUGUAAUUGUGUUACUUUUCCUGU
Messenger RNA from Cucurbita pepo subsp. pepo (vegetable marrow), 1138 nucleotides. Its product is annotated as NADH dehydrogenase [ubiquinone] flavoprotein 2, mitochondrial. Gene Ontology annotation, cellular component: respiratory chain complex I. The record is from RefSeq and is a predicted model, not a curated record. NCBI's taxonomy places the organism in Eukaryota, Viridiplantae, Streptophyta, Magnoliopsida, Cucurbitales, Cucurbitaceae. Gene Ontology annotation, molecular function: NADH dehydrogenase activity. Gene Ontology annotation, biological process: mitochondrial electron transport, NADH to ubiquinone.